Molecule: messenger RNA, 2019 nt
Organism: Nematostella vectensis (starlet sea anemone)
Lineage: Eukaryota; Metazoa; Cnidaria; Anthozoa; Actiniaria; Edwardsiidae
Product: lysosomal acid lipase/cholesteryl ester hydrolase
Exons: 8
Coding region: 56-1339 (427 amino acids)
Biological process (GO): lipid metabolic process
Molecular function (GO): hydrolase activity, acting on ester bonds
Source: RefSeq, a predicted model, not a curated record
CACACAAUCUUCGUUAACCUUUCGAAGUGGACAAGUUAACUCAUUACCCAAAGACAUGGCUAAGUCGUCGCUGUACCAACCAUUCUUUGUUGCCCUGGUCUCACUUUGUAUUUUGUUCGGGACUUCGACUGUCGAUAGCAAAAGUGUUCUUCGAAGAAGGAAAAUCAAGGAAAUCCCAGAUGCGCAAAAGAAUGUUUCGCAGCUGAUAUGGGAGCAAGGCUACUCAGUUCAGGAACAUUACGUUCAAACGCGAGAUGGCUUUAUCCUCAACAUGCAGCGAAUACCAGACGGACGUACAGGCAAAUUGUCUUUGUCACAGACAUCCCAGAAAAGUCCACAGGGUACCCAGAACACACCACAGGAAUCCCAUGGCAAACCUGUGGUAUUUUUACAGCAUGGUAUACUUGCAGAUGCUACAAAUUGGGUGAUGGAUUCUGCAUCUCACAGCCUGGGGUACAUUCUUGCGGAUAGCGGGUUCGAUGUUUGGCUUGGAAAUGUGAGAGGGAAUGAUUACUCAAGGAGAAAUGUACAUUACCAACCAAGUGUUGAGGAAUUCUGGGAUUGGAGUUAUCAAGAAAUGGCUGAUAUAGACCUACCCGUGAUGAUCGACUAUGUGCUACAGACAACAGGACAGUCCCAACUUUUCUACAUCGGUCACUCCCAGGGAACUCUGAUGGGUUUUACAGGUUUUUCUGAUAACACCACUUUGGCCAAACAAAUAAAACUGUUCAUCGCCCUGGCUCCAGUGUACACACUCAAGAACUGCACGGCGCUCGCCCGCGAUGCCAACGACAUCAUCUACCCUUUACUUGAGAAGUAUUUUUCUAACUACACGUUCGAGUUCUUCGCUGGAGAUUUCGUCCGUUGGUUGACGGAGAUAGGAUUAUGCGGGAAAUGGACAGAAAAGUUGUGUUACGAUUUGAUGGAAACUGUCGUCGGCUUCGACAGCCCUAACAUCAAUGAGACACGGGUCCCGGUGUACGUCUCUCACUUUUUUGAAGGCACAUCAUUCAAGGACAUUGUUCAUUUUAGCCAGAUGAUGUACCAAAACAGGUGCCAGAAAUUUGAUUAUGGUGAAGCUGGCAACAUGAAACGUUACAACAAGACAACGCCUCCCCUCUGUCAUGUGCAAGAUAUGCCCACACCCACCGUGCUAUUUUAUGGUGAGAAAGAUGGCCUUGGGGACCCUGUGGAUGCACAAGCCCUCAAGGGCCUAGUACAGAAUCUGGUCCACUCUGAGGAAAUGAAGGAAUGGAAUCACUUGGACUUCCUUUAUGGAGUUGAUGCUUCCAAACUUCUUUACCCAAGAAUAGUUGAUUUGCUAAAGGCUUCAUUGUAAAAUUAUAUCAGCUUUCUCAGGCAUUGAUAUAAUCUGAUAUCAGUUGAAACACAAAAUAUGUGACAAGUGGUUUUGUAGACUAUGAAACCCUAAGCAAAUGAGAUCAUCAUAAAAUCUGUUUUAAUCAAAGUGAAUUUCAAUCCAUCUUAGAACAAAAACAGCAAAUUAUCAAAUAGUACAGGAGAAGUUGUAUUUUCUGAGAUGAUAUGUGUUUUGAGUAUUCAAAACAAAAACUUUCACUUCCCAAAGCCCUUAAGAUUAUUGUCAACUUGGACACUUUGGAAACCUGUUUUAAGCACAGAGCUGUAGCAGGCCUAGAAAUAUAACUGGGGCACAAUACAUUAAGAAAAUAUUGGGGGUAUAGCCACACCCCUACUGGUCAUUUCCUGAUAAUUUAAAAAUAUAUAUUGUAAGGGUGGUUAAUGCAUAUACUCUGGUUUACAAAUGUGAUGUUUCGGGUGUUUUGAUUGAAUCAAACAAUCAUACAAGCCAGCAUCUUAGACAUUUGUUGACUUUUCCAGUAAUUAAAAUAUUGAAUUUCCAUUUAGCUAACCUCUAUCAAAUGAUUUACUUGUGGGGUUUCAUGGAAGUUUGUUUAAUAGUUGUACUGCUUUAGGUCUAUUAUUUUACUUAAUUUUGUAUAUGUUACAAUAAAAAGUAAUAAUAAAUGUGUACAUCUA